AACCCGGUAGGUCACAGUAAAAGGUUUUCUCCAUAUAUAAAGUGGAACAGAUUUUCUGUGCGCUCUACUUUGCUGGUGUUUUACAGUGCAGCGCUGUAGCAAUACUGCUCUCUAGUGUACAUUCAAGAACAUGGUUCAAAUUUAGUUUGGAAACAACAAAAACAAACAAACUCUUAAUUUAACCAAAAUGAGCCACAGAAAGUAUUGUAGCCGCCAUUGUAGUAGUCUUAUUGACACUGUAUAGUGUUUUCAGACUUUAUCCAAUGUUUGUAGAGUUUGUGAAAGAAGUCAAUUUAGCCAUAGCUGUGCGAUCGUGUGUCUUAAUUGUGUUGACAGCUCACUCAUGUCAGGACAUGAAGUGAAAGCAGAAGCAUAACUUUCUCUCCGGCUGACCAGGCAGGAUCCAUUUUGAGACGGCAGAGAGGUAAUGGAAAACAUUGAAAGCUAGCCAUAGAGAAGACAAAACCGUCAGCUGAUAUGGUCAGAAGUUAGUCCUGGACGGACUUGGUCUGUCCCAUAGGAAAGGGGGCAUGGCUUGCAAAACAGGUCUCUCUGGGGAGAGAGAGGAGGCCUCCACCUCCAAAAUGAGUGUCCUUACAGACCACCCCACACCUUUUGAAGCUAAGAGGUUGAAGCAGCAGCGAGAAGAGAUAAGAUCAGUCUCACCUGUGCCCAGCUGUGUGUCCAUGAAGAGUGAUCGGUCUAUGACGCAACCAAUGAAGUUCUGUGAUGAAGCGUUUACAGAUCAAAGGCUUCAACAGGAGAGAUCAGAGUCUCCUGUCCUCAGCUGUGGGUCUAUGGCAGAAAUUGACGACAGGCUCAAAUCCAAGCUGAAGAGAAAGUUUCAGUGUGUGUUUGAGGGGACAGCACAGCAAGGAAACCCUACACUUCUCAAUGAGAUCUAUACAGAGCUUUACAUCACAGAAGGUGGAAGCGGAGAGGUCAACAAUGAACAUGAGGUGAGACAGAUUGAUACACUAUCCAGGCGACUAGCAACACAAGAGACACCUAUCAAAUGCAAUGACAUCUUUAAACUCUUACCGGGACAAGACAAACAUGUCAGAACUGUUCUGACAAAAGGAGUUGCGGGGAUCGGAAAAACUGUCUCUGUGCAGAAGUUCAUUCUAGACUGGGCCGAGGGAAAAGCUAAUCAGGACAUCCAGUUGAUAUUCCCUCUUCCUUUUAGGGAGCUGAAUUUGAUGGAGGGGAAAAAACACAGUUUGGUAGAACUUCUUCAUUGUUUUUUCAAGGAUACAAAAGAAUCCGAAAUAUUAAUUAAUGAUGACUUCAAAGUUCUCUUUAUCUUUGAUGGUCUGGAUGAAUGUCGACUUCCUUUAGACUUCCAGAACAAUAACAGUCUGAGGGAUGUCACAGAGACAACCUCAGUGGAUGUGCUGCUGACAAACCUCAUCGAGGGGAAUCUGCUUCCUAAUGCUCUCCUCUGGAUAACAUCCCGACCUGCAGCAGCCAAUCGUAUUUCUCCCGACUGUGUUGACCAGGUGACAGAGGUACGAGGGUUCAAUGACCCACAGAAGGAGGAAUACUUCAGGAAGAGAAUCCAUUCUCCGAACCUGGCUAGCAGAAUCAUCACGCACAUGAAAUCAUCAAGGAGCCUCUACAUCAUGUGCCACAUACCAGUCUUCUGUUGGAUUGCAGCAACUGUUCUAGAGAGGCUGUUGGGUGGUGCAGAGAGUGGAGAGAUCCCCAAGACGCUGACACAAAUGAACCUUCACUUUCUGAUCUUUCAGACGAGGUUAAGAAACAAGAAAUAUCCUGGGAGAAGUGGGACAGAUCCAGAGUGGAACACGGAUAAAGAGAUAAUUCUGAAACUGGGCAAACUGGCCUUUGAACAGCUGGAAAAGGGCAAUCUAAUCUUCUAUGAGGAAGACCUGAGAGAGUGUGGCAUUGAUGUCAAAGAAGCAUCAGUGUACUCAGGAGUGUGCACACGAGUCUUCAAGGAGGAGUGUGGGCUGAACAAGGGGAAGGUAUACUGCUUUGUGCAUCUUAGCAUUCAGGAGUUUCUCGCUGCUUUAUACGUGUUUCUCUCUUUUGUGAACAACAACAGAAAUCUAAUGUUGAAACAGCAAUCUAAGUCCACACCUACAAUCGACCUCUACAAGAGUGCCGUGGAUCAAGCCAUUCAGAGUGCCAAUGGACACCUGGACCUGUUUCUCCGCUUCCUUCUCGGCCUUUCACUGAAGUCCAAUCAGACUCUCUUAAGAGGCCUACUGGUACAGACAGGAAGCAGCUCUCGCACCAAUGAGGAAACGGUUGAGUACAUCAAGGAGAAGAUCAGGGAGAAUCCCUCAUUGGAGAGAUGCAUUAACUUGUUCCACUGUCUAAACGAGCUGAAUGACCAUUCUCUAGUGGAGGAGAUCCAAAGCUACCUGAGCUCAGGAAGUCUCUCUGAAGAUCUCUCUCCAGCACAGUUGUCAGCUUUGGUUGUUGUGGUGUUGACUUCAGAAGAGGAGCUGGAUGUGUUUGAGCUGAGAAAAUACUCCAGAUCAGAUGAGGGUCUUCUGAGGAUGCUACCGGUGGUCAAAGCCUCCAGAACAGCUGUGCUAACUUACUGCUACCUCACUGAGAGAUGCUGCAAAGCCCUAGCCUCAACUCUCAGCUCGACCUCAUCGGGUCUGAGAGAGUUGGACCUGAGUAAAAAUGACCUGAAGGAUUCCGGAGUGGCACUGCUCUCCAUUGGACUGGGGAGUCCACAAUGUAAACUUGAGUCACUGAGGCUCUCCGGUUGUAGAGUCACUGGGAAAAGCUGUGCUUCUCUGGCUUCAGCUCUGAAGUCAAACCCCUCCCACCUGAGAGAGUUGGAUCUGAGUGGGAGUAAUCCAGGAGACACAGGCGUGAGCCUGCUCUCUGCUGCACUAGAGGAUCCACUCUGUAAACUGGAGACACUGAGGCUAUCACGUUGUAGUGUCACAGAGGAAGGCUGUGCUUCUCUGGCUUCAGCUCUGAGGUCAAACCCCGCGAACCUGAGAGAGCUGGACCUGAGCUGCAAUUAUCCAGGUGACUCAGGAGUGAAACUGAUCUCUGCUUUACUGGAGGAGCCACACAAACUGAAGACUCUGAGGCUGAAUACCUGUAAACUUACUGAGAACUGCUGCCAAGCUCUGGCUUCAGCUCUCAGCUCAAACUCCUCUAGUCUGAGGGAGCUUGACCUGAGUAAGAAUAAGCUGCAGGAUUCAGGAAUGACGCUGCUCUGUGCUGGACUGGGGAAUCCACACUGUAAACUGGGGAUGCUAAAGCUGUCGGAGUGUGGAUUCACAGACAAAGGCUGUGCUUCUCUGGCUUCAGCUCUGAGGUCAAACCCUUCACAUCUGAGAGAACUGAAUAUGAGCUGGAACUACCCAGGUGAAUCAGGAGUGAAGCUGAUCUCUGCUUUACUGGAGGAUCCGUGCUGCAAACUGAAGACACUGAGAUUAAGUCCAUGGGCCAGAGACUGGUGACAGAAUUGGAGGACGGAAGGGCAUCCCAGCCCAGCAGAGCGGAUGUCUAGUUACUGUUAUUGGGAAACUUACUUUUCAGAGCCGGAAAGCUGCUUUCACUGUCCAAACAGGAGGAAACAAAAUAGCCUGUAUGGAUCUCAGAUCUCAGUGGCAGAUGUCCUGAAUAUCACAUCCCUAUUCUAAUAGUAUGUACUUAGGUGGGACUAAGUCAUUGUUUUACAAGUCACAAGGAAGACUCAAGUCCCAAGUCAAGUCUCAAGUCCUAAACUUUGAGUUUCGAGUCCUAAACAAGUCAUAAUGUGCUCUUCACCAAAUGUAAUACUAUUUCAUAUUUUGAACAAGAGUAAUAGUUAGUAUAUUACAUUUACGCAAAUCAUGAAUGCUUUUAAAAAUAUAUUUAUUACUUUCCAAAUAAACGUUAUAUUUCCAUGGAAAUACAUGGGUAGCCAUAAGAAAGACCCCCCCCUCCCCCCCCAAUAGCGAUCGACUAUCGAGGAUCGCUAUGGGGCGCAAUCGGGCGAUGUAGGCUUGUACACAAUCGCCCAACCUUAAAACACGCAGUGUGUGUGGUUACAGUAGGCUAACAUAUGUCAAUGGCUUUGGAACAGCAGUAACAUCAGGCAGGAUUUAGGCUACCAACUGCCUAGCCAGUUGUAGCUCAAUCUUGGGUGCAAUGAUCACGUUCCCGCACUGACUGACUGUGUGGAGGCUCAGCAGACAUUUGCAUCCUGUAGCUCUAACUCCAAAAAGUUCUGGAACACUGUAAAGUCCAUGGAGAACAAGAGCACCUCCUCCCAGCUGCCCACUGCACUGAGGCUAGGUAACACGGUCACCACCGAUAAAUCCGUGAUAAUCGAAAACUUCAACAAGAAUUUUUCAACGGCUGGCCAUGCCUUCCUCCUGGCUACUCCAACCUUGGCCAACAGCUCCGCCCCCCCCAGCUCUCCCCCCCCCCGCUGCUACUUGCCCAAGCCUCCCCAGCUUCUCCUUUAACCAAAUCCAGAUAGCAGAUGUUCUGAAAGAGCUGCAAUACCUGGACCCAUACAAAUCAGCUGGGCUUGAUAAUCUGGACCCUCUAUUUAUGAAACUGUCCGCCGCCAUUGUCGCAGCACCUAUUACCAGCCGGUUCAACCUCUCCUUCGUAUCAUCUGAGAUCCCCAAGGAUUGGAAAGCUGCCGCGGUCAUCCCCCUCUUCAAAGGGGGAGACACCCUGGACCCAAACUGUUACAGAUCUAUAUCCAUCCUGCCCUGCCUAUCUAAGGUCUUCGAAAGCCAAGUCAACAAACAGAUCACUGACCAUCUCGAAUCCGACCGUACCUUCUCCGCUGUGCAAUCCGGUUUCCGAGCCGGUCACGGGUGCACCUCAGCCACGCUCAAGGUACUAAACGAUAUCAUAACCGCCAUCGAUAAAAGACAGUACUGUGCAGUCGUCUUCAUCGACCUGGCCAAGGCUUUCGACUCUGUCAAUCACCAUAUUCUUAUCGGCAGACUCAGUAGCCUCGGUUUUUCUAAUGACUGCCUUGCCUGGUUCACCAACUACUUUGCAGACAGAGUUCCGUGUGUCAAAUCGGAGGGCAUGUUGUCUGGUCAUCUGGCAGUCUCUAUGGGGGUACCACAGGGUUCAAUUCUCGGGCCGACUCUUUUCUCUGUAUAUAUCAAUGAUGUUGCUCUUGCUGCGGGUGAUUCCCUGAUCCACCUCAACGCAGACGACACCAUUCUGUAUACUUCUGGCCCUUCCUUGGACAUUGUGCUAUCUAACCUCCAAACGAGCUUCAAUGCCAUACAACACUCCUUCCGUGGCCUCCAACUGCUCUUAAACACUAGUAAAACCAAAUGCAUGCUUUUCAACCGUUCGCUGCCUGCACCCGCACGCCCAACUUGCAUCACCACCCUGGAUGGUUCCGACCUAGAAUAUGUGGACAUCUAUAAGUACCUAGGUGUCUGGCUAGACUGCAAACUCUCCUUCCAGACUCAUAUCAAACAUCUCCAAUCCAAAAUCAAAUCUAGAGUCUGCUUUCUAUUUCGCAACAAAGCCUCCUUCACUCACGCCGCCAAACUUACCCUCGUAAAACUGACUAUCCUACCGAUCCUCGACUUCGGCGAUGUCAUCUACAAAAUAGCUUCCAAUACUCUACUCAGCAAACUGGAUGCAGUUUAUCACAGUGCCAUCCGUUUUGUUACUAAAGCACCUUAUACCACCCACCACUGCGACCUGUUUGCUCUAGUCGGCUGGCCCUCGCUACAUGUUCGUCGUCAGACCCACUGGCUCCAGGUCAUCUACAAGGCUAUGCUAGGUAAAGCGCCGCCUAAUCUCAGUUCACUGGUCACGAUGGCAACACCCACCCGUAGCACGCGCUCCAGCAGGUGUAUCUCACUGAUCAUUCCUAAAGCCAAAACCUCAUUUGGCCGCCUUUCCUUCCAGUUCUCUGCUGCCUGCGACUGGAACGAAUUGCAAAAAUCUCUGAAGUUGGAGACUUUUAUCUCCCUCAACAACUUUAAACAUCUGCUAUCUGAGCAGCUAACCGAUCGCUGCAGCUGUACAUAGUCCAUCGGUAUAUAGCCCACCCAAUUUACCUACCUCAUCCCCAUACUGUUUUUAUUUAUUUACUUUUCUGCUCUUUUCCACAACAGUAUCUCUACUUGCACAUGAUCAUCUGAUGAUAUAUCACUCCAGUGUUAAUCUGCUAAAUUGUAAUUAUUCGCUCCUAUGGCCUAUUUAUUGCCUACCUCCUCAUGCCUUUUGCACACAUUGUAUAUAGAUUCUCUUUUUUUUUCUUUUCUACAAUGUUAUUGACUUGUUUAUUGUUUACUCCAUGUGUAACUCUGUGUUGUUGUCUGUUCACACUGCUAUGCUUUAUCUUGGCCAGGUUGCAGUUGCAAAUGAGAACUUGUUCUCAACUAGCCUACCUGGUUAAAUAAAGGUGGGAAAAAAAUAAAAAAAAAUAAUGAUUUAACGUUACGUUAGCCAACAUGCUACACUGGCAAAGUUAUGAAUGAUAUAGCUGUCGGCUAUAUUAGCCACGACUUACCAUUCUUUGUGCAGCUUCAAAUGUCGAACAAAGUUGGAAGUUGGUGCGCCUCAGUCUGUCAUUUUCUUCCCGCAUGUUCUGCAAGUUGCAAUCUGUUUUUUGUUGAUACAGCGUCUUUAUAUCCGAAAAUAAUAAUUUGGGGUAUCAUCUUUCCAAGGGCUCCAUCUGAAUUCACUCGCCGACGUUCCUCUGCACUGCCACGAGCAACCUUUUCUCAGCUGGCACAAUUUGAUUGGCUGCUGUCCGAUCCAAACUGUAAUCUGUUAAAUUAAGAGUUGAUGCGCUGCACACUUUUUUUAAUAGCAUAAUUUUUUAUAUUUGGGCUUGGGGAGGGUAUCAAGUCAGUUCCGAGUCAAAAGGCUCAAGUCCAAGUUAAGUCACGGGUCAUUGGUGUUAAAGUCAAAGUCGAGUUGCAAGUCAUCAUAUUUGUGACUCGAGUCUGACUCGAGUCCACACCUCUGGUACUUAGCCUGGGGAAGUACACACUACUCCUACUAGUACUCUGAGACACUUUAUGAAUACUGGCCCGGAUCCUCCUCGGCUUCAUCCAUCUUCUAAAGUAAUGAGGAUUCAACAACAACACAAUAUAACAAACACUCACCCAUUGGUCAUAUGACCCAUUGUAUACUGUAAAAUACAGAGUGUACAAGAACAUUAGGAAAACCUGCUCUUUUCAUGACAUCGAUAGACUGACCAGGUGAUUGACGUCACUUGUUAAAUCCACUUCAAAAUCAGUGUAGAUGAAGGGGAGGAGACAAGUUAAAGAAGGCUUUUUAAGCCUUGAGACAUGGAUUGUGUGCCAUUCAGAGGUCGAAUGGGCAAGACAAAAGAUUUAAGUGCCUUUGAACGGGGUAUGGUAGUAGGUGCAAGGCACACUAGUUUGAGUGUGUCAAGAACUGUCGGGUUUUUCCACGCUCAACAGUUUCUUGUGUGUAUCAAGAAUGGUCCACCACAACAAAGGACAUCCAGCCAACUUGACACAACUGUGGGAAACAUUGGAGUCAACACCUUGUAGAGUCCAUGUUGAGGGCAAAAUGGGGUGCAACUCAGUAUUAAUAAAGGGUUCCGGAUUUGUUGUACACAAUGUAUAUAAUGUGUUUAAAAAAUGACUUGUGUUAUUAUGUAUUUUUGUAUGGUCAAGCUUGUGCAAUACAAAUUGAAUCUA
This is a messenger RNA of Salvelinus fontinalis (brook trout), 7649 nucleotides long. RefSeq names its product NACHT, LRR and PYD domains-containing protein 12-like. NCBI's taxonomy places the organism in Eukaryota, Metazoa, Chordata, Actinopteri, Salmoniformes, Salmonidae. The transcript is spliced from 10 exons. The record is from RefSeq and is a predicted model, not a curated record. The coding region runs from base 531 to 3455 and encodes 974 amino acids. Gene Ontology annotation, molecular function: protein binding.